Sorghum bicolor (sorghum) is the source of this 1131-nucleotide messenger RNA. RefSeq lists its product as uncharacterized. NCBI's taxonomy places the organism in Eukaryota, Viridiplantae, Streptophyta, Magnoliopsida, Poales, Poaceae. The record is from RefSeq and is a predicted model, not a curated record. The transcript has a single exon. Bases 70 to 807 code for a protein of 245 amino acids.
CAGGAAAGCCUUACCCUCGAAGCCGAAGGCCUCGUGCCUUCUCUUCCUGUCUCGGCUCUUCCUCCUUGCAUGGAGGAAGUAGCUGUUUCCCCCAUGGUCGCUGCCGCCGUAGUGCUUGAUAACAAUGGCGCCGACACGGUCUCCAGCACUACCAUCCCUAGCGUAACAGUAAGCAUAGAGGAGAAAGAAGAGAUCAAUGGGGACGUUCCCACGAUCACCUCGGCCGCAAGCAACGAAUUUGAGUUGUUCACCACUCCCGUCUCCUCCAGGAGCCCUUCCACUCGCAAGAAGCGCGGCGCGUUCGGCCUCUUCAGGGCGAUGUUCCUGUCCUUUGGCCGGAGCGACAGCAUUAAGAAGACGGGCGGCGACACCACGAGCCCCAAGAAGAGAGCCAUCGCGGCUGAUGCUGUCGACUACAAGCCCGCCGGUGACGAGUCACCGUCGUGGAAGAACAUCGUGGACAGCAUGCGCCCGCUCCGCCUCCGCGGGCAGGAGCUGGAGUACUACCCGCCGCCGCCGCCGCUGGGCCACGCCGACGUGUACCAUGACGUGAUCCUACCACCGCCGUCGCCGGCACGGUCCGGCUUCGAGUUCGAGGAGGUGGGCAUGACCAGCCGCUACGCGUCCGCUGAUGAUCUUCACCAGAUGGACAGCGCCGACGACGAAGAGGUUGCCCUGGCGGCGGAAGGUGGCAACGACGGUGACAGCAGUUGCCCACACGCCAUUGACAUGCAGGCGGAGGAGUUCAUCGCCAAGUUCUACGAGCAGUUCAAGUCAGAAUCAUUCAAGGGCUGUACGUCCGAGUGACCCAAUGAUCCAUCCCCUUACGCCAUGCAUGUAACCGUUCUGAUCUUACCCUGAAAUUGCAUUGAUCUCAGACUCAGAGAUGACACUACUACUCAAUGUGGAUCACGAAGAAAUGUACAGUAUCAGCGGUCACAUCGAUAAACACACAGUUCUCCUAAACUCCUGCAUGACACCAUUUUAUUCUUCUUCUUCAACAAACUUCCUUCACUAAUUUUAGCAUGUACUAGCAUCAAUCUCCUAUAUUUAGGCUGUGUGCAUCUCAUGAUAGAGAUACAGAGGGUGGAGGUUUCUAUAUUUGAUAUAAAAAGGGUUUAUUUCUCUACA